UCCUCUGUAGAGUUCAGUCAUUUGUAGUUUGUGUGUGUGUGAGUGGUGUGUGUGUUUUCCUGACGGGUUUACUGUAAGUAACAGAGGCUGAUCCUCACCGACAGGCCUUCAUUCAAAACGAGGCCAUGGCUGAUUUUUCGCUUGCUGAUGCAAUCGCGGAUGACGCCCCCAGUCAAGCACCCAGAACCGCUAAUGUUAAUCCAUCUGCCCCAAUAAACGGGGCUCCACCUGCCACUAAUCCUGGCUGGCCUGGUGCAGCUCCGGGUGGUCCCAGCUUCCCCCCGUCCGGUGGUCCAGCCCAGCCUUCUGCCCCCGGAGGGUUCCCCCAGUCUGGCCCCGGUGCCCCGGGCUCCUUCCCCCCUGGUCCAGGGGCUCCUCCAGGGCAGUAUCCUAGCGCCCCUUCUGCCCCUGCCGGAUACCCCCCUGGCCCCGGAAUGCCUGGACAGUUCCCCCCUGGACCGGGGCAGUUUCCUCCAGGAGGAGCGCCAAUGCCCUACGCUGGGGGGCAGUUCCCCUCCACCCCCGGGGCUCCACAGGGACCCUACCCCAAUGUGCCUUACCCAGCCGGACCCCCAGCCCCAGGCAUGUACGGCCCUGGGGGCCCUGCAGCCUUUCCCCCAGCCGGAGGGCCCGGGCCGGGCUUCGCCGGAGGUGCUUUUCCCCCUGUACCCCCUGGAUCCUGGGGCGUGCCUGGAGGGGGCUUCCCUCCCCAGCCUGGACCUCCUGCAGGAUAUGGACCCGGACCCAUGGGACCAUACGGGGGCCCGGGGGCCCCUGGAGGCAUGUUGCCGGUGCCGUAUGACCUGCCGCUCCACGCUGGGAUAAUGCCCCGCCUGCUCAUCACUAUAGUAGGAGAACCAGUUCCAGGAGCAGAUCGGUUCCAUGUAGACUUUGUAAAAGGUCCUGACAUCGUGUUCCACUUUAACCCUCGCUUCCCCGAGCAGACCAUCGUCAGGAACUCAAAUCUGGGGGGCUACUGGGGUCCGGAGGAGAGAGAAGGGGGCUUUCCUUUUGUGCCGGGCAGACAGUUUGAGUUGAAGAUCCUGGUGGAGGCGGACGUGUUUAAGGUUGCUGUGGACGGAGUGCACCUGCUGGAGUAUGAACACAGAGUGGGGGGGCUGGAGGAGGUCACGCUGGUGCGGGUGGUGGGGGAUGUCACACUAUACAGCAUCGCACCCAGCAUGAUCUAACAAACACAAACAACAACAACAACCCCAUUUCCUCAUGAACACACACAGUGAAAAUUGCGAAAAGUUCACAAAAAGUCCAAGUGUCCCCAAACAUUUCACGGUCAGAGUAAAAGCUCUUUGCUGGACCAUCUUCACUGAUAUUGCUGUUUUUUUAUCACGUUGUGAGCCAAUUACACAUCUGUAAAUAUAAAAAAUACUUCAAUAAUUUGUGGGAAAUCCUCAAUGUCUCAUAUAGAAACUCAGAUGCUCUUGUAUGCAGAGUUCUAGGACAAAUCUUUAAUGUGUGUAGAACCUUUACACCUUCACACUUGCAAAUCUCAUUUCUUUAUUGUACCAUCCAGUGAAAGGUUGUUCUACCAGAAGUGGUUCCUCAAAGGCAUCGCUUUCUGGUUCCGUUACUUUUUUUAGGAGUGCACUUGUUUUUGUCCAAGUUUCUCAUCAAAGCUGGAUAUUUUGAAGUUCUAGAGCAGAGGUUCUGCACGUUUUUUAAAGCCAUAACCCUUUGAAGUGUAAACUGGGGGUUGCGACCCCUCACUAUCUCAAAAUGAGUGAUUAACAGCGAGCUACUUUGGCUUUAAUUAAAGUUUUGAACUGUC
Molecule: messenger RNA, 1786 nt
Organism: Colossoma macropomum (tambaqui)
Lineage: Eukaryota; Metazoa; Chordata; Actinopteri; Characiformes; Serrasalmidae
Gene: lgals3a
Product: lectin, galactoside binding soluble 3a
Exons: 6
Coding region: 126-1190 (354 amino acids)
Biological process (GO): negative regulation of extrinsic apoptotic signaling pathway; neutrophil chemotaxis; negative regulation of endocytosis
Cellular component (GO): nucleus; immunological synapse
Molecular function (GO): carbohydrate binding; IgE binding; laminin binding
Source: RefSeq, a predicted model, not a curated record